Molecule: messenger RNA, 909 nt
Organism: Etheostoma cragini (Arkansas darter)
Lineage: Eukaryota; Metazoa; Chordata; Actinopteri; Perciformes; Percidae
Gene: maff
Product: v-maf avian musculoaponeurotic fibrosarcoma oncogene homolog F
Exons: 3
Coding region: 297-773 (158 amino acids)
Biological process (GO): regulation of transcription by RNA polymerase II; regulation of epidermal cell differentiation
Cellular component (GO): nucleus
Molecular function (GO): RNA polymerase II cis-regulatory region sequence-specific DNA binding; DNA-binding transcription factor activity, RNA polymerase II-specific
Source: RefSeq, a predicted model, not a curated record
AUGGCGAAAGGGGGCUGGUCAUGGAAAAGUUUUGGGAUGCAGGGAUUUCUUGUUUACAUCCUCCCGGAGUACGACGCGGGGGCGGGGUUGGCUCCGCCCUCAUUCUUUAGACCUGACGUCAUUGUCACUUGUGUUUUUUUGUGAAUGAAAGAAUCCAGCCUCAGAGAGCAGCGGAGUAAUUCCGGGAAAAGGCGGACUGACAUUUUGUCGCUAGAGUCGCUUCGAUCCAGCAGAUUGUCUGUCUGUAUCUGUGUUGACUGGUGCUUGGGGGGGGAACAACCGAAGACAGUUGGAUCAUGUCAUCAGAAAGAAGCAGCAAGGCCCUGAAGGUAAAGCAGGAAUGUGGCGAAAAUGUGCCCGUCCUGUCGGACAGCGAGCUCAUGUCUCUCACAGUACGAGAGUUGAACCUCCACCUGCGCGGCAUGUCCCGCGACGAGAUCCAGAAGCUGAAGCAGCGCCGGCGCACCUUGAAGAACCGGGGCUAUGCCGCCAGCUGCCGAGUCAAACGGGUGUCGCAGCGCGAAGCCCUGGAGCAGCAGAAAACGGAGCUCCAGAGGGAGGUGGAGAGGCUCGGGGCGGAGAACGCCGGCAUGAGGAAAGAGCUGGAGGGGCUGGGCGCGCGUCUGGCGGCGCUCCAGAGGUUUGCCAGGGGCCUGGAGGCCGGAGGAGGCAACCUGCUCGCUACAGCCCCGCGUCGCAACACCGCCUCGGUCAUCACCAUCGUCAAGAGUCCACCACAGCCUCAGCCGCAGAGGGACCAGGAGUCGUCCUAGAAGGAGCUGCUUGACUGGGGGGUGGGCAGGGACGCACAACAUGCAAUGCAACAACACACAUACACCUGCAGGCGUAUAUAAAUAUAUAAAUAUAUUCUAUACACACACGCCGGCGAACAGGAAGACGAUUUUAGUA